Messenger RNA from Habropoda laboriosa, 2761 nucleotides. It is a transcript of the gene FER, whose product is annotated as tyrosine-protein kinase Fer-like. NCBI's taxonomy places the organism in Eukaryota, Metazoa, Arthropoda, Insecta, Hymenoptera, Apidae. Gene Ontology annotation, biological process: peptidyl-tyrosine phosphorylation. Gene Ontology annotation, molecular function: ATP binding; non-membrane spanning protein tyrosine kinase activity. The record is from RefSeq and is a predicted model, not a curated record.
GAAUGUAAGGAUGUAUAGGGGUCUAAUUAAGUAAUGUGUUCAUAAACUUGUGUUCGCGAUGCGGUACAUAUUUCGAUGAAUGACUUGUUGAAGUUCACUAGACUGUUUGCCAUUAUGUCAAUGACCAUUAAUGUCAUUACAUUCGUUUAGCGUAAGAAUGAAUUUUUGUUCGUGACACGUCCAAAGAAGAUAAGACGGCGACAUUUGGUUUCAUAAGCAAAGCGGAAUGGGCUUUUCUACGAGUUUACAGGGACAGUCAUCACACGAGGCGUUACUCGCCCGUCAAGAUGCUGAGAUUAAGCUUCUCGAAACGAUGAGACGGUGCUUAACGAUUAAAGUUAAAUCAGAUCGUGAAUAUGCUUCGACGAUAUCUUCCCUGACGAUGCAGGGAAAAAAAAUCGAACGCAAUGAGGAUCUUGUUGGUAGUCUCAUAGCACAGAGUUGGAGAGAUAUUAUGGAUUCUAUUGAUCAGACUGCUAAAUUAAUCAAACAGCAAGCAGAUUCCAUUGAAGCUAUAGUAGUUGAACAUAUUGCCACAUUAUAUUCUGAAAGGAGACGUGCUAGAAAGUUGUAUCAAGAGGAGCAAACAUGGUUGAAUAAUCAAUUUCAUCAGUUAACUGAAGAUGUUGCCAGGAAGAAAUUGGAAUAUCAGAAGAAUUUAGAAAUGUACAAGCUGAUGAGAUCUCGCUUUGAAGAAUAUUACAUCAAGUCGGGCAGAGUUGGUAGAAAAUUGGACGAAGUAAGAGAAAAAUAUCAAAAUGCCUGCAGAAAACUUCAUCUUACACAUAAUGAAUAUGUGUUACUUUUGGGUGCUGUAACAGAAUGUGAACAUGACUUAAGAACUUGUUACUUACCAAGCUUACUUCAUCGACAACAAGCAAUUCACGAAGAAUUUAUAACAUCCUGGAAAACCGUACUUCAGAAUAUAGUGAAGUAUUCUGAUUUUACAACAGAUAAAUUUCAAGAGGUACACCUGCAAAUGCAAAAGGCUGUGGAUUCUGUAAAACCUGUAGAAGAAUAUAGGGACUUUAUAGGGAAGCACAGAACGCGACCAGUAUCACCGAUUAGAUUUACUUUUGACGAGAACCUCGUAGACGAUACUUCGGGGAAAUUGUUGCCAAAUAAAUUGACGGUAGAUAAUUUGACAAUAGAUUGGUUAAGGAAUCGGCUAACAGAAUUGGAAACUUCUUUGAAAGCAACUCAACAAAAUCGACAAAAUCCCCAAUACCCUUCAGAGAAUAAUAGCGAAUCUAAGAAGAAUAUUGUAUUGUUGUUGUAUUUCUGUUCGUAUUGUAAGUAUUUAUUUCAACGGCAAGUAGACGUUAUUAGAGCGGCUUUAAAUGAAUUAGGUUGUGAAGAAUUACCUCUUGGAUAUGAUCUUUCCAUGGAAAGUUCUUAUGCCGAUUCACCCUCUAUUAGCAAGAAAAAUACAGUUGCAGACAUUGGUCUGUUUACAUUACGAAGGAAUCAACGAUUUAUGACAAUAUUUAGGUGUCCCUUCAAAUCUUUACCGCUAAUAAACGACACAAAAGAUGGAACGAUUAGAUCGGGUAGCGAAGGUCCUACCUCAAAAGCAGAUAAUACUCUACCAGUUGUACCAUUCCGCGGAAGUUCCCAUUUAACGACUAAUCAGAAGGGAAAUGGAAACGGGGAUCUGAUGGAAGAGGAAUGGUUUCAUGGUGUACUGCCGAGGGAAGAAGUUGUGAGAUUGCUCGUGACUGAAGGAGACUUUUUAGUACGUGAAACAACGAGAAACGACGAAUGCCAAAUCGUUUUAUCCGUCUGCUGGGAUGGGCAUAAGCAUUUUAUUGUGCAAACCACACCUGAAGGACAUUACAGAUUUGAAGGUCCAACAUUUCCAUCGAUUCAAGAGUUAAUCGGUCACCAAUGGUUAUCCGGAUUACCUGUAACCAGUCGAUCUGGAGCUAUUCUAAAAACACCAAUUUUACGUGAACGUUGGGAACUUAACAACGAUGAUGUAAUUCUUCUAGAAAAGAUAGGACGGGGUAACUUUGGAGAUGUAUAUAAAGCGCAAUUGAAGACCUGUAAGACUGAGGUAGCUGUGAAAACCUGCAAAGUAACAUUACCAGACGAGCAAAAGCGUAAAUUCAUGCAAGAAGGACGAAUAUUGAAACAAUAUGAUCAUCCGAAUAUAGUAAAGCUUAUUGGAAUUUGCGUUCAAAAGCAACCCAUUAUGAUUGUUAUGGAACUGGUACCCGGUGGUUCUUUGUUAACUUAUUUACGAAAAAAUGCCAGUACCAUUACGCAACAAGAACAACUUCGAAUGUGUAAAGAUGCAGCUGCAGGUAUGCGCUAUUUGGAAUCUAAAUAUUGUAUUCAUAGAGAUUUAGCUGCUCGAAAUUGCCUCGUUGGGUACGAAUCGAUAGUAAAAAUAUCAGACUUUGGAAUGUCGCGGGAAGAAGAGGAGUACAUUGUUUCACAUGGUAUGAAACAGAUUCCAAUUAAGUGGACCGCACCGGAGGCAUUAAAUUUCGGUAAAUACACAUCACUUUGUGAUGUGUGGAGUUACGGAGUCUUAAUGUGGGAGAUAUUUUCUAAAGGUGGAAAUCCGUACAGCGGAAUGACUAAUUGUCAAGCUCGCGAAAAAAUAGACGCAGGUUAUCGGAUGCCAGCGUCAGAAAAUACACCCGACGAAAUAUACCGUUUAAUGUUACGAUGCUGGGAAUACGAGCCAGAGAAACGUCCUCAUUUCGAUCAAAUUUAUACUGUUGUCGAGACAUUGUCUCAAGCAUAUUUAUAA